GCAUUCGAAGAAACAACGAAAAAAUGGCACUUGCAAUCUGUCACCGUCAAUUACACCGAAGACAGAGAUGUAACCAAAAUAGGUUCUGAAUAUAUUUUAUAACCCAUGGAAAUUACUUUUGGAAUAAAACACCUAUCCAUCUGAUGGAUAACAAGACAAAACUAAAUAUGUCCUGCCACCCGUAACGUUUUUAAAAAAAAAUCCUUAACUUUUUAAAAUGGCUUGUUGUUGUAAAUCACAGGGUAAAUCAAAUAAGUCUUCGGCGAGUUGCUUGGGCCGCUGCGAUCUGCCGAAGCACAGGUGCUUAGAUAGAGAGGAAAUAAAACCAGGUCCCGUGCCGAAACACAUGGGAUGGCUGUACACCGCCAGAGAUGCCCCUGAACAUCAAUUAAGAUGCGGCUGGCGACCUGGUCACAUCUCCUGCCCGGUUCUCAGAAAAAUCGAGGCGCACAAUUGCGUUAAAACUGAAUGCACCCCGUCACCUUCAAUAUGUUGUCGACCGACAUGUUCCAGACCAGCAUGCUGUAUGCCUCCCAAGUGCGUCACCGUCUGUCCAUCGAGCCUAUCUUGCUGCAAACAAUCUCCAUGUGGACAAGCUCUCAUAAGAAUCAUCAGACAUGGUGGAAACUACAGUAUCACCACUAAACCCUCUAACGUUAGCAAUGCGCCCUCAGGGCCUUACCCACUAAAGUAUGUUUUAAACGUUGAUGACGACGAACCAGCUAGGGGUCCAAAUCCUCCACCACCAGCUCGAUACAGCGUGGAAGCCAAGUUCAAUGACUAUCAUUUCGAUUACACUAGUUCGCAAUCAUCUUUUGUACUAGAUUUCUCACCACCUGAACAACGGUGCUUCAAACCAUGCCCGAGAAAAAGCAUAGUGUGUAUGUUAUGCAAGACAGAUAAAUAACAAUAUGAAAACAAUUUCUUAUAAAUAAUCGAAUUAAAGCGGCAGCACACAAGCAGGGGUUCUAAUUUCUACUAUAAUAAAUGAUGUUAACAGAUUUUGAGGAAAUAAGAAAUAACAUUCAAAGUAUGAAAAUUAUUUUACAUAACAAUGGACUACUUGAUUUUUAUUUUGAUAAACCUUAUAAAACAUCGGUUGAAGAAAUUGGUCUUACAAACUAUUUUAGUAGGUACCUUAUUGAUGGAAAUGGUAAUUUAAGAUUUCAUUUGUCAAAUCUAACUUCAAUGAUACUUUCCCAGAUUUAAUAUGUAGGUACCUAAUUACUGUUUUACGGCAUUAAAU
This is a messenger RNA of Spodoptera frugiperda (fall armyworm), 1246 nucleotides long. RefSeq lists its product as uncharacterized. NCBI's taxonomy places the organism in Eukaryota, Metazoa, Arthropoda, Insecta, Lepidoptera, Noctuidae. The transcript is spliced from 4 exons. Bases 218 to 907 code for a protein of 229 amino acids. The record is from RefSeq and is a predicted model, not a curated record.